Molecule: messenger RNA, 2064 nt
Organism: Ixodes scapularis (black-legged tick)
Lineage: Eukaryota; Metazoa; Arthropoda; Arachnida; Ixodida; Ixodidae
Product: solute carrier organic anion transporter family member 4A1-like
Exons: 1
Coding region: 1-2064 (687 amino acids)
Biological process (GO): sodium-independent organic anion transport; transmembrane transport
Cellular component (GO): membrane
Molecular function (GO): protein binding
Source: RefSeq, a predicted model, not a curated record
AUGGUAAUGGACCAACAACCUCGCAAGGACUUGAAGCUGGACGACAAGAGUCCUGAGCACGUCGAGGAGCCUGUGGCAGCUGGACAACCUGCGCAUCCACCUCCCAAACCCUCUGUGUCAGGACGCGUUGACAAUGCUUUGGAGAGGAUUCAAGGAGACACAGAUGAUGCAGAUCUACGAUGCGGAUGGUUCUUCAUCACACCGGUAUUUCUACAGUCGUACAUGACAGCGAGGUGUGUGCUUUUCACAUUCUGCGUUGCGGCCUUUGUCCAGGGAAUGGUAAUCAGCGGCUUCGUCAACGUGGCCUUGCCCUCUCUCGAGCGCCGUUUCAAACUACAGAGUGCAGAGGUGGGUAUGAUUGUGUCCAUGUACAACAUUGGAUCUCUAGCGCUGCUGUUACCCAUCACCUACUUGGGCGGUCAGGGCCACAGACCACAACUGAUGGCCAUCGGAACUUUGAUAAUGGGGAUCGGUUCUCUGCUCUUCUCACUCCCUCAUUUUUUGGCCCCGCAGUACAAAUUUAGCGUACUCAAAAAGGAACUGUGUCCUUUCACCGAAGAAGACGCGCCUGCGGAAGCCGACGAUCUCCACCUGCGGGACUACAGAUGGGUUUUAAUGUUCGCCAAUAUGCUUCAUGGCUUGGCAAUGGUUCCCUUCUACACCUUGUCGGUGUCCUUCUUAGACGACAACCUGUCCAACCAGAAGUCGGCGAAGUACAUCAGCAUCUACUACACGGCGGCGAUUAUGGGACCUGCUUGCGGCUUCAUUUUGGGAGGUACCUUUCUCAACAUAUACACGGACAUCACUGUAGAUCCUGCAACCCUCGGAUUGUCUAGAUCGAGUAACGUCUGGGUUGGUGCCUGGUGGCUGGGAUUUGUGCUGACCUUUGUCUUAGCCUCCCUGGCAAGCAUUCCAAUCUUUGCGUUUCCCAGAAAGCUGCCCGGAUCAGCGAGGAUAAUGUCGGAGAAGAGGAUUGAAGUGGAUGAGAGGAUUAAAGGCGACACGAUGCCAGCAGGACCGUCCAAAAUUGGCAACAUGCCGAGAGCCUUGUGGUGCCUCCUUUGCAACAAGACUUUCGUGUUCAUCUGCCUCGCUAGUACGUUAGAGACGUCGAUAGGAUCGGGCUACGCCAACUUCAGCACAAAGCUCUUUGAAAGCCAAUUCCGGAUGACAUCUUCAGGGGCCUCGUUGCUUCUCGGAUUGAUGGCCAUUCCAAGCGCGUCUCUCGGUACAUUGCUGGGAGGCUACAUCGUCUCCAAGCUGGACAUGGCUUGCAGUACCAUAAUCCGCAUGUGCCUCAACAUGUGCAUACUAAACUGGUUCGUGUUCCUCAUGAUGUUUUCGUACUGUCCAAACCUACAUUACAGAGGAGUCAACAGGACGGCGGGCGUGAUUGAACCUCUGCCCUGCAGCGACAACUGCAGCUGCCCUAUGGAAUUCAAUCCCGUCUGUGGCGAAGACCAGAUAAUGUACCUGUCAGGCUGCCUUGCCGGUUGCCGCGAAGAAGCCAUUCUCGAGGGUUCUCGCCUGUACAGUUCUUGCGAAUGCGUCAACGCAACGACACCCGCCAGAACAAUAAUGCUGACCAACGGCUCUCUGUUCACUGUGGCUGCAGAACGCAUGAGGUGUAAAAGUGACUGCUUCGCCUAUUUCUUGUACAUUUUGGCAACUUUCCUCAGUCUCUUCAUGACGUUUUUUAUUAGUGCUCCCGCAGUUAGCGUCGCUAUAAGGUGUGUCAUGGUAAAGCAAAAGUCGUUCGCGCUUGGCGUGAAGUGGGCUUGCAUCCGUCUUUUGGGAUCGAUUCCGGCCCCCGUCAUUUUUGGCACGGCGAUCGACAACGCUUGUAGGCUGUGGUCUUCUGCACUGCACAACACGCCUGAAAAUUCGGGAAACUGCCUGCUUUAUGAGAACGCAAAGAUGAGUCGUUACAUGGCAGGGUUGCUCCUUUUUUUGAAAAGUUUAUCGAUUGUGUUUUUUAUCUGCGCAUCUUUGAGCUAUCAUCCACCCGAGGAACAUAAGACUCCAGAGGUCGUACCCACGAGUUCAUCUCCGAAAAGUGAUUAA